AUGGGGGGCAGUGGCAGCUCGCGCCACGUUUCCUUCGACCCUGCCUGUGAUGAGGAGGGGGUUACAUUCGUGAAGGGCAUUCGGCUUUCACAAAGAGUGAUUGAUCGUAUGAAGGAGUCUCCACCUGUGGUUCACCCGCAAGCUUCACCCAAAUCCUCUACCCAGUCAACAGCUCCUGUAGCUCCUCCGGUCGAGCGAUGGGUUCCAGGUGAACAUCGUGUACCCAUAAUCCCUCAUCCUCCCUCAUAUGCCAGUACUUUGGUUCCUCCUCCUGUUUCAGAGCCAAUAACACCUUUAGUAACUGGGACUGAGGAAACAUCUGCACCACCUUCGAAUGUAGAGUCACCUGAGAGUCUUCCAAAUCCUCCGCCUACAGGUGAUGAGCAUGUAGCUAUACUUGUACCUGACCCUCAACCUGCUGUGCUGCCUGCUGAACCCAUAAAUGCUCCUUCACCAGUGUCAAGUGAACCAAUAACUGCUUCUCCACGAGUGGAACCCGGUGUUGAACCCCUAACACCACCUCCUGCCAUAACCUCGACGACUGAACCUGUAGCCAUUCCUCCUUCACCAACCACAGACCCACUUACUGAACCUGUAACACCUAUAGAGUCCUCGGUUGAACCUGUAACACCUAUAGAGUCCACGGUUGAACCUGUAACACCUAUAGAGUCCUCGGUUGAACCUGUAACACCUAUAGAGUCCACGGUUGAACCUGUAACACCUAUAGAGUCCUCGGUUGAACCUGUAACACCUAUAGAGUCCUCGGUUGAACCUGUAACACCUAUAGAGUCCUCGGUUGAACCUGUAACACCUAUAGAGUCCUCGGUUGAACCUGUAACACCUAUAGAGUCCUCGGUUGAACCUGUAACACCUAUAGAGUCCUCGGUUGAACCUGUAACACCUAUAGAGUCCUCGGUUGAACCUGUAACACCUAUAGAGUCCUCGGUUGAACCUGUAACACCUAUAGAGUCCUCGGUUGAACCUGUAACACCUAUAGAGUCCUCGGUUGAACCUGUAACACCUAUAGAGUCCUCGGUUGAACCUGUAACACCUAUAGAGUCCUCGGUUGAACCUGUAACACCUAUAGAGUCCUCGGUUGAACCUGUAACACCUAUAGAGUCCUCGGUUGAACCUGUAACACCUAUAGAGUCCUCGGUUGAACCUGUAACACCUAUAGAGUCCUCUGUUGAACCUGUAAUUGUAUCUGCUGAAGUUCGUGUUCCAUAUGCUGAACCGAUUGAACCUAUAGAAACUCCAUCAUCUCUUACUUUAGCUGCUCAGCCAACAUCUGGUGAGUCCAUGGACUUACCUGUUGAACCUGAGGUUUCAACCUCCCCAAUCUCCAGACCUGCUCCCAUUCAGUCUGACUUGGAGGAGUCUGCUGUUUCGCAAUCUGGGUCUGCUUCAUCUGUGGUUUUGCCUGAUGAAAUGCCAUGCAAGAUGCAAAUGGGUCCAAUUUCCACUGGAGAUCCUGCAGUUCCUUGUGUUCACCUGGUUGAGGAACCUGUUGCGCCACAACUCGAGGUCUUUCCACUGCAAACACAUGUUGUGAAUGAGGAAAAGCUCAAAAGGCAGCUCAGAGAAGAUCUCCAGAAGCUCCUGAAUGAGGAAAUGAAGAUGGCAGAGCAUAACAUGCGACAACUGCUGGAGGAAGAGAAAGCUAAAGCGAAGGCCCAGGCUCAAGCUGCAGCCCGACUCCAGAUUCAGGAUGAGGUCCAGAAGCUUCUGGAAGAGGAGAAGGCAUCCUAUCAACAGACUCUAGCAGAUGCCAUUAGGAUGGAGCAGUUGAACGUUCAGGAUGAGCGUCUCAUAACUCAGUAUUAUUGGAUGGAGAGGAAGGCUCAGAAGCUGGAGGAAAAGGAGAAAGAUCUGGAAAAUCAGGACGCUCUGUUUCGGGAGCAGAUUUCCAAGAUGCAGGAAAAGAUGGCUCAGUUCACAAAAGUUACUGCUGAAAAUUACAAGAAAGGCUUAGAGGAAGCACACAACCGCUUCAGGCGAUGCCAAAUCAAACCAGUGUGUUCAGAUCUGCAGAGUCAGAUACUGAAGUGUUACGCUGAGAAUAAAGGUCAAACUAUGAGCUGUUCCAACAUCGCAUCACUGUACAUUCAGUGUGUGGACCGUGCCAGACAGGAUAAAAAGCUGAGCACCGGAGGUUAGCUUACUGGACUGAACAUCAGAUCUGCAGUGUCAUGGUGAAAGAAAAAAGGCCAUCACUGCAAACACACACACAUCUAAACCGAUCCGAUUAGUUUAAUUGUUUAUUACACAUUUCAGCAGUUUUGAAUAUGCAUUCUCUUGAAUAUGAGCCAUUAUUGGACCACUAUGCAGAAAUACCUCAACUAGUUUCAGACUCUUGUAACUGUGAACUCCUAAGCUAAAUGGUUUCAGGUGAUAUUGAGUGCUUUGUUUGUGUGUGGAGACAUAGUGAUAUCUUCUGUGCUCCUUCUUGUUUUAAAACAGUGCAUGGCCAACAAGUACAAAGCGAUGCACAAUCUGGAAGCUGCUGUCUGAUGACAUGUUUUUGCAUAGUAAAAAGUUUGUGCCUUUUCCUUUGAUACCUAAUUUUAUGGGUAUUUUGGAUAAAUGUGAUUGAAAUCCAAGCUCUGCUGCUAAAAGCCGAUCAAAUGUGUAAAAUUGGUAUUAAAGGAAUAGUUCACCCCAAAAUAAAAAUUUGCUGAAAAAUGCACGCACC
Sinocyclocheilus rhinocerous is the source of this 2692-nucleotide messenger RNA. RefSeq names its product calphotin-like. The transcript has 9 exons. NCBI's taxonomy places the organism in Eukaryota, Metazoa, Chordata, Actinopteri, Cypriniformes, Cyprinidae. The coding region runs from base 1 to 2157 and encodes 718 amino acids. Gene Ontology annotation, biological process: inner mitochondrial membrane organization. Gene Ontology annotation, cellular component: MICOS complex; mitochondrion. The record is from RefSeq and is a predicted model, not a curated record.